Messenger RNA from Danio rerio (zebrafish), 1751 nucleotides. It is a transcript of the gene atp6v0cb, whose product is annotated as ATPase H+ transporting V0 subunit cb. Gene Ontology annotation, cellular component: vacuolar membrane; proton-transporting V-type ATPase, V0 domain; synaptic vesicle membrane. The record is from RefSeq and is marked provisional. Lineage: Eukaryota; Metazoa; Chordata; Actinopteri; Cypriniformes; Danionidae. Gene Ontology annotation, molecular function: proton transmembrane transporter activity; proton-transporting ATPase activity, rotational mechanism. Gene Ontology annotation, biological process: calcium ion transmembrane transport; proton transmembrane transport.
CUACAGGAUCCGUUACGAGCAGUUUCCAUCAUUUCACCGGGGUUUAUUAAAACCAUUGGUCCAUAGCGAAAGCUUUACCCUAAUAGACAAAUACCCGUUAGUAUAUACGCCUUCGCUCGUGUCUAGCAGUGUAAGUUCGGUGUUACUGGGUUUUGAGGUGAAAUUAGAGGAAUAAUGUCGUCGGGAAGCCCUGAAUAUUCGCCGUUCUUCGCAGUGAUGGGCGCAUCAGCAGCGAUGGUCUUCAGCGCACUGGGCGCGGCGUAUGGCACGGCGAAGAGCGGCACCGGAAUCGCCGCCAUGUCUGUGAUGCGUCCGGAGCUGAUCAUGAAGUCCAUCAUUCCUGUGGUCAUGGCGGGAAUCAUAGCUAUAUACGGGCUGGUGGUGGCUGUGCUAAUCGCUAACAGCAUUUCAGACAAGAUCACUCUGUACAAGAGUUUUCUACAUCUGGGCGCAGGCCUGAGCGUGGGUCUAAGCGGGCUGGCAGCCGGUUUCGCCAUCGGGAUCGUAGGCGACGCAGGCGUCCGUGGCACCGCCCAGCAGCCUCGUCUCUUCGUAGGCAUGAUCCUCAUCCUGAUCUUCGCUGAAGUCCUGGGUCUCUACGGCCUCAUCGUAGCCCUAAUCCUCUCAACCAAAUAAACCUGCAGUCAGCAUGCGCCGCUGCCGGACCAUCAACAACAACAACAAAAAUAACGAAAUAUAAUAAUAAUAAUACCUUAAACUAAAGUUAAAAUUAGAUAAAUUGAGAAGUGGGGAAAAAAUCCUGCGCAUUAAUACAGGCUUUGCGUUUGGUGAUAUCUCUGAAAGUGUACAGUCGUCCCAGUUUGAUAGUUUUGAUUUCUUGUAAAUGCGGUAUAUAGUGAUUUUGUCCUGUGUCUGUGAAGAAAAAAAAUAUAUUAGCGCUGGGAUUAAUCGCCAUUAAUCGCAUCUAGGAUAAUUGGUUUGACAUAAUAUAUGUGUGUGUGUGUGUGUUAUAUAUAUUUAUAUGUAUAAGUGACACACACAAACAUACAUAAAGACAAUUUUGUUGCAUAGAUAUUUACAUUUACAUCAUCUAAAUACAUCCAAAAUAAACAAACAUUUUCUCUAAUAUAUCCGUGCAUGUGUGUGUGUUUAUAUAUGCAUAUUAAAUAUACACAGCGCACACGCUUAAAUGAUGUCACGUUUAUUUCGGAUGCGAUUAAUAAUCACGAUUCAUUUUUUGCCCAGCACUAAAAAUAUAUAAUAAUAAUAACGUGAUAGAUCUCAUUCUCUGUUUGUUCCCUCCCGCCUACGAGUCUGUUAGCCAAUCACGCGUUCCCGUCACGCUCGAGAGGAAACGCAUGAGCAGCGUCCUGUCUCUUCCUGUCACGUGAUUUUGGGAGUUUUUUAAAAAUACAUCUCCACAUUGGUGUCAAAGAAGUGUUUGUGUGAAAAGUGGAAAAACGCACUGAUGAAAUGCUGUCUGUGGAAUGGAGUUUGUCCAUUUUUGUUUUGUUUUCCACUGGUUUUAUUUAUUGAGAAUAAUAUUGUUCAUUGAAAAUGUACUUGAAGCUCCUCAGAUCCUUUGAAUUGUUAUUUAUAUAAACAUUAAUAUAUAUAUAUGCAGAAAUAUAUAUAAGAAUAGACCUGCACUGGCCGGGGUUGUGCAGUUGUUGGGGAGUGUUUCAGCUUGAUGUGUGUAUUUCUGGUUGUUUCCUGUGUAAAUCUGAUGUUUGGUUGUAUUAAAGGUGUGCGUGUGCCCCUCGGUGGGUCUCACAAGUGUCAUUUCCAUA